AUGUCUGACGAGUGGAAAAAAGAAUUUGCGUCUGUGGACGUGCAUUCAGAUUCUGCUACUGAGCUGAAAAUGGAUGCAAAGUUGGAAGACAAUUCAAACACUGAUGGGAAGCUGCCACUGCCAAAGGCAGAUGAAGAUGCUGUUGAUGUUGAUGUUGCAAUCAAGCAAGAAGGUGAAUCGGAGCCUGCGCCACGUGAGGAACUUGCAACUGAAACUCCAGCCAAAAAAGAGGCUAGUGUGGACCCCACUAUUUCUGAGCAACCACCUUUGAAAAAAGUUAAGCUUGAAGAAGAAGAUGACGAUGUUGAUAAUGGCAUCAAGCAAGAAAAUGGCUCUAACAAAGUCAAUGGGUCCACCGCUAUUAAAGAAAAUGAACUUCAUGUGGUAAAAGCACAACCACGCCCAAUUGUUGUUGUGCCACCAGCUAAACCAGAGUUGUUUUAUAUUCCCCUAAAGACAGGUUUGGUAUAUGAUGUCAGAAUGAGAUACCAUGCCAAGAUUUUCACGUCCUAUUUUGAGUACACUGACCCGCAUCCAGAGGAUCCACGUCGUAUAUACCGAAUUUACAAAAAAUUAGUCGAAGCCGGACUCGUUCAAGAUUAUUCGCUAUCAGGUAUUGAUGAAUUGGGUCCUUAUAUGCAAAAGAUUCCAAUAAGAGAAGCAUCAGCCGAUGAAAUAUUAGAGGUUCACUCAGAAGAGCAUUUGAAGCACAUUCAAUCUACAGAGACAAUGACCAAAGAUGAGUUAUUGAAAGAAACGGCGAAUGGAGAUUCCAUCUAUGUCAAUAACGAUUCAUUUUUCUCGGCCAAGUUAUCUUGCGGUGGUGCUAUUGAGGCGUGCAAGGCCGUGGUUGAAGGAAGAGUUAAAAAUUCACUUGCUGCAGUCAGACCUCCUGGACAUCAUGCUGAACCAGACUCUCCUGGUGGGUUUUGCUUGUUUAGUAAUGUUGCAGUAGCUGCCAAAAAUAUUUUAAAAUCAUACCCUGAAUCAGUACGAAGAAUAGUCGUUCUUGAUUGGGAUAUCCACCACGGUAACGGAACCCAAAAAGCAUUUUAUGAUGAUCCAAGGGUGUUGUACAUUUCACUACACAGAUACGAAAAUGGUAAAUUUUAUCCAGGAACCAAGUAUGGUGGGGCUGAGCAAGUUGGAGAAGGUGCUGGUGAGGGCUUCAACUUGAAUAUCCCUUGGCGAUCACAUGGAAUGCACGAUGGCGACUACGUGUAUGCAUUUAACAAGAUAAUCAUCCCAGUCAUGCUAGAAUAUGACCCUGACUUGAUCAUUGUCAGUUCAGGAUUCGACGCAGCCGAUGGGGAUGUAAUCGGUGCGUGCCACGUCAGUCCUGCGGGAUACGGGUACAUGACCCACUUGUUGAAAGCGAUAGCUAGAGGAAAAUUGGCAGUUAUUCUCGAAGGUGGAUAUAACUUGACAUCGAUUAGUAACAGUGCAUUGGCUGUGGCCAAAGUGUUACUUGGUGAACCACCCGAAAAUACGAUCAAAAUGCAACCUCAUGGAGACGCGAUCGAGGUUGUUGACGAAGUUGCUAAAAUACAAUCCAAAUAUUGGAAAUGCUUGAAACCGGGAAUACCAAAGACUGUAUUUGACGAUGUGUAUGAUCUACCUGACCUUGAUAAAGAAAGGUACAAGUUAUCCAAUAUAGCUGAUCCAAUACGAACCUACCAAAACAACGAGGCAUUCUCCAGAAAGCAAUUCAUCAACCUUCCAAUUAUUAAUCACGAUAAGGGUGAUAAAAAGACUGCUGACUUUACGUGCGACUUGCCUCAACAAGCAGAGGAGUUAAUAAUGGCAAGUCCAGAUAUCUUUGAUUGCACGUCUAUCGUAGUAACAAUACAUGAUCCACCAGAAAUAUGGGCAAAUAUAAACCCCACCACUGGUAUUAUCGACAGCAACUCAUCAAUAGUAUUAGAGCAACCAUUGUUUCAGAUCAUGGACAAAGUGGAGAAGGAAAAAGAUAAAGAUAACAAAGACAAAAUUGGUUAUAUUGAUGUCAAUGUUCCUUCUUUCCAGUUGCCAAUACCCGGCUUGUCAACAACUCAUGAGUCAUCAUAUAACCCAACCAUUUUUGCCCAAGAGGUACUUUUAUACCUUUGGGACAACUACAUCUCAUUCUUUGCCAAUUUGAAAAAGUUGGUCUUUGUCGGAUUUGGGGAUUCUUAUCAAAGUAUAGUUCACUUAUUCAGCAAGCGUCCAUCAGCAGAUAUCAAAAGCUUGGUCAAAUUCACCAUCGCUUACGUCAAUAGAACGCCAUUGAAACCUAUAAAUCCAGUCAUGGAUGAAAGUAUGGUUGAUUGGUUUUACCACAAUUCGACAAUUUUCACCAGUAAUUUAAAUGCUUGUUGGAGUAAUUCUGGUAAUGGAUCAUCAUCGGGUGAUUCUAAUGGGGAUGAGAUUAAACGACCAAGAAGAAAAUUUGGUCGCGUUUUGAAAGCUAAAGGAGAUGGAUUAUUUGAUGUAAUUAAUGAGAAAUUUGAUGAAGGUGUAGACAACAUUUUGGAUAGCAUAGAGGACUACUCGAGUUCGGAGGAGUGA
This is a messenger RNA of Lodderomyces margitis, 2547 nucleotides long. RefSeq names its product histone deacetylase (gene HDA1). The record is from RefSeq and is a predicted model, not a curated record. Gene Ontology annotation, biological process: chromatin organization. The coding region runs from base 1 to 2547 and encodes 848 amino acids. NCBI's taxonomy places the organism in Eukaryota, Fungi, Ascomycota, Pichiomycetes, Serinales, Debaryomycetaceae. Gene Ontology annotation, molecular function: histone deacetylase activity. Gene Ontology annotation, cellular component: histone deacetylase complex. The transcript has a single exon.